CGAUACUAACGAAGCCUUCCAUCGACCAGGCGUCGUUAUAAAGAACCCCCCUUUUACUCACUCUCGUUCAUAUACACUCUUUGUGCUCUCCGCCAUUCCCUAAUUCCUAGCUCCGAUCUCAGAUCUCUUUCCCCCUCUCGGCGUUUCUCCUAAAUGGCGUCUUUCACUGCAACCUCCAUCUCCAUGACCUCCCUUUCCACCCCUUUCAAGCAGCCUCUGGUCCCUUCCAGGAUCUCAAGCCCUAACUCAGUUUCCCUUUCAAUCAGAGGGAGAACUUUCCCAUCCAUCACAUUGCAGCCCAGAGUACCUCGGUUUCAAGUUACAUGUGCCGCCAAACCAGAGACAGUGCAGAAGGUGUGUGACAUUGUCAAGAAACAAUUGGCUCUGUCAGAUGAAUCUCCUGUCACUGGGGAGUCUAAAUUUUCGGCACUUGGAGCUGAUUCUCUUGACACGGUUGAAAUCGUGAUGGGACUUGAGGAGGAAUUUGGAAUUAGCGUGGAAGAAGAGAGUGCACAGACCAUUACCACCGUUCAAGAAGCGGCUGAUAUGAUUGAAGAUCUUCUGGAAAAUAAGAGUGCUUGAAAUAGAGGGCGCGCAUGAUGGCCAUCUUGGGAUUUUUUUUUUUUGGGGGUUAUUUUGUUGCAAGGGGUCAUAAACUUCGAAAUUUGUCUUGAUACUUCAGUUUGAUUUUUAUCUGGUAACUGCUAGAUCUCUUAUAUAAACUCUGCUAGGCGCAACUGUAUUUCUCUCUUUAUCUUUGUAGAACUGAAAGCUAUUUAUUCUGUUGAAAAAAAGAUUUGAUGUUGGAGUUCUUUUGCGUCCUAAA
Molecule: messenger RNA, 826 nt
Organism: Neltuma alba
Lineage: Eukaryota; Viridiplantae; Streptophyta; Magnoliopsida; Fabales; Fabaceae
Product: acyl carrier protein 1, chloroplastic
Exons: 4
Coding region: 154-582 (142 amino acids)
Biological process (GO): fatty acid biosynthetic process
Molecular function (GO): acyl carrier activity; phosphopantetheine binding
Source: RefSeq, a predicted model, not a curated record